This is a messenger RNA of Chroicocephalus ridibundus (black-headed gull), 2854 nucleotides long. It is a transcript of the gene NR2E1, whose product is annotated as nuclear receptor subfamily 2 group E member 1. Lineage: Eukaryota; Metazoa; Chordata; Aves; Charadriiformes; Laridae. The coding region runs from base 672 to 1829 and encodes 385 amino acids. The transcript has 9 exons. The record is from RefSeq and is a predicted model, not a curated record. Gene Ontology annotation, biological process: cell differentiation; negative regulation of transcription by RNA polymerase II; anatomical structure development. Gene Ontology annotation, molecular function: RNA polymerase II cis-regulatory region sequence-specific DNA binding; nuclear receptor activity; zinc ion binding.
GCUGCCUGUCACAGCCUCUCUGCCGAUAUUAUAGGGGCCGAAGCCUGGAGCUCAAAGCGGAAAGUCAGCCAGUGUAAUGAACUUCUGGAAACCUUUCCCUUUUUAUACCAUUCAGUUUCUGAGAGGCAGAGACAGCCUCCUCUGACGCCUUUUCCCCCCUUCCAUUAUUUUUCCAGGCUCUGAUCUCCCUGCUCGCUGCACCGAGGCGCUCGGCGCAGAGCCCCGCUCCCCAUCCUACCUUCUCCUUCGCCUCAUUGUUGUCCUGGCUGCUGUGGCUCUCGCUUGCCUUCCAGGAGCGCGGUGGCGAGCCCCCUCGCACCCCUCUGCACCCUCCCGGGGUCCCGAGAGCAUCUGCUUGCAGGGGGGCAACGAGCGGCCGCCGACUUUGGGUCAUUUCGUUUCUUUUUUUUUUUUCUUUUUCUUUUUGCUCCUUUUUUUUUUUUUUUUUCCCUUGCCUUGUGUCCCCGUCCCUCGGGGAGGACAUCGCUGGGGGAGCGGGGCAGCGGCGACGAUGUGCCGGCCCCCGCGGCGGAGCCAGCAGUGAGCGCCCGAGGGAGGCACCUGCCCCGCGGAGCCGGCGUUGUGGGGGGGGGAGGUGGAAGGGGGGCCGCCGCCUCGCCCCGGCGCCGACGCUUCGCCCCGAGUUUAACGACUCCCCGGGGGCUUCGAGCAUGAGCAAGCCGGCGGGAUCAACAAGCCGCAUUUUAGACAUCCCUUGUAAAGUGUGUGGGGACCGCAGCUCCGGGAAACACUACGGAGUUUACGCCUGCGAUGGGUGCUCGGGAUUUUUCAAGCGGAGCAUCAGGAGGAAUAGGACCUAUGUUUGCAAAUCGGGAAAUCAGGGAGGUUGCCCGGUGGACAAGACGCACAGGAAUCAGUGCCGGGCCUGCCGGCUGAAGAAGUGCUUGGAGGUCAACAUGAACAAAGACGCGGUGCAGCAUGAGCGAGGCCCCCGGACGUCGACAAUACGGAAGCAGGUGGCCCUCUACUUCCGUGGGCACAAAGAAGAAAGUGGCGGUGCCCCGCACUUCCCUGCUGCUGCCUUGCCAGCACCCGCCUUCUUCACUGCUGUCUCCCAGCUGGAGCCCCACAGCCUGGAGCUGGCUGCCGUCGCCAGCACCCCCGAGAGGCAGGCUCUGGUGGGCCUGGCGCAGCCCACCCCAAAGUACCCACAUGAAGUCAACGGUACCCCUAUGUAUCUCUAUGAAGUGGCCACCGAAUCCGUCUGCGAGUCAGCAGCCAGACUUCUGUUCAUGAGCAUCAAGUGGGCCAAGAGUGUCCCAGCCUUCUCCACCUUGUCCUUGCAAGACCAGCUGAUGCUUUUGGAAGAUGCUUGGAGAGAACUGUUUGUUCUAGGAAUAGCACAAUGGGCCAUUCCAGUUGAUGCUAACACUCUACUGGCUGUAUCUGGCAUGAAUGGUGACAAUACAGAUUCUCAGAAGCUGAAUAAAAUUAUCUCAGAAAUACAGGCUUUACAGGAGGUUGUGGCUAGAUUUAGACAACUUCGGCUAGAUGCUACCGAAUUUGCCUGUCUCAAAUGCAUUGUCACUUUUAAAGCUGUGCCUACACACAGUGGUUCCGAACUGAGGAGUUUCCGAAACGCUGCCGCCAUAGCAGCCCUUCAAGAUGAAGCCCAGCUCACUCUGAACAGCUACAUUCAUACCAGGUACCCCACACAACCCUGUCGUUUUGGAAAACUUUUAUUGCUUUUACCAGCUUUACGUUCGAUUAGUCCAUCUACGAUAGAAGAAGUGUUUUUCAAAAAGACCAUUGGGAAUGUACCAAUUACAAGACUGCUUUCAGAUAUGUACAAAUCCAGUGACAUAUAAAUUACCUUAAAAUAAACAAUCAGGAUGGACAGUUUGAGAAGAACUUUUAUCUAUGGAGAAUAAGCCUCAACUAACAAAAUCUACAGGAAGCAUAAGCCUGGGAAUGUUUAGCCUUUAAACCCAUUGACAAAAAAUACCCCAGUAGAUAUGAUUCUGCUGCUCUGAACAGAGUGAUUUAGAUCAUGGAGAGAAUGCUUUGUUCUACAGAAAAAGUGAAAGUGGUUGGAAUUUGGCUGCUAUUCCUGUUACUACAGGAUGGAGGCAAUUCAGAUGCCAGUCAUAGUUAACAAAGACUCCGCUAUUCUCUCAUUUAACUGGCAGAUCUGAGACAAAAUGUGAAAGAAGGUACUUUAGUUUGUUCAGUAUUUGGAACCGGGUGACCAAACUUGGCUUCUGUUGUAACAUGAGAUGCGGUGGCCUUCAGGACUGUUUUGAAAGUAGCCUAUGUUGGGAAAACGUUUGUAAUAUGAUAGGCAACAUUUAAGACCAGGUUACCAAAACAUUGCUUCUGCUAUAAUACAUCAUGAAGUGGCCUUCAGAACUGAUUAAAAAGUAGCUUAUGACGGCAGCUCCAUUCUUCCUGCAAAACGAACUGGUGAUCUUUGAUGCGGAUGUCACCACAAUGCACUUAGUUAACAUCUCAAAGACAGAAGAGCUUUACACACUUCCCCCCCGACCUUCCCUCCUCCUUUUUCCACACACACAGACACACACGUUCACACACCUGAAAAGAUACAAGUCAAGAAAGGAAGACUAAAACAGCAAAACCAAAUACAAUGGAGAUGACCGCGUCAGUGACCUGCUGGGUGUCCCGUUGGCACAGUGCUGAAACCAAAGGCAACGGUGGCCAAACUCUUUGUCAAUGAGAUGUGCAGUGAAGUGAAAUGACUAUAAAAAAACAUAAUAAAAAAAUCAACGGAAGGAAUUUUAUUUCAAAGAAAUAAGAGUUGUUGACUGAUACAAUGCUAACAAUUUCCAAAAGUCUCCAAUGCCUUUUUAGAAAACUCCAGGUUCUAAUUUUGAAG